UUUUUAUCACCAAUUUUAUUAUUUUACUCUUAUUUUUAAAUAAAUUAUUCAUUUAUAAGUUAAAAAAAAAAAAAAGGAGGAAGAAAAAAUGGUAAAGAGACCGUUAAACCCAUCUGAUUCUAAAAUCCUCCAAACUGGCUAAGCCAAGUCACAAUUUUUCCAAACGAUAAGAGUGCGAAAGGAAGGGGAUAGCGCGAGCCGGCUCAAUCAGUAAAAUCAGGCAUGUCCAUUCUGGCGAUUCCCUUAGUCAUCUCUGUUCUCAAGCCUCAUGCCUCCCGCUUCACCUUCUUCCGCGCCGCCAAGCCGAUCCCUAGCCACUUCUGCAAGCCGCUCUGCGUCCGCCGCCGGUACUCCUCCGGAACUUCCGUCUCCGCAAUUAGCACCUCCUCUGCUCCACACCAUUCGUCGACGGAACCGAAUUCCGAGCCUCAGAAAAGCUCCAUCCUCACUUUCCAGCAAGCCAUUCAGCGCCUUCAGGAAUAUUGGGCUUCAGUUGGAUGCGCCAUAAUGCAAUGCAGCAAUACGGAGGUUGGUGCUGGGACUAUGAAUCCUUUGACAUUCUUAAGGGUUCUUGGUCCAGAACCGUGGAAUGUUGCGUAUGUGGAGCCUAGUAUCCGACCUGAUGAUAGUCGUUAUGGGGAAAAUCCCAACAGGCUUCAACGGCACACUCAAUUUCAGGUUAUAUUAAAGCCUGAUCCUGGAAAUUCUCAAGACCUUUUUAUCGGCAGCUUAUCAGCUUUAGGUAUUGAUGUUCGUGCACAUGAUAUACGAUUUGUGGAGGACAACUGGGAGAGUCCGGUUCUUGGUGCUUGGGGUUUGGGCUGGGAAAUUUGGAUGGAUGGAAUGGAAAUUACUCAAUUCACCUACUUCCAGCAGUCUGGAAGUCUUCAAUUGUCACCAAUAUCUGUUGAAAUCACUUAUGGUCUUGAGCGUAUCCUUAUGUUACUACAGGGAGUUGACCAUUUUAAGAAAAUUCAGUAUGCUGAUGGAAUUACAUAUGGGGAGCUGUUCAUGGAAAACGAGAAGGAAAUGAGUGCAUAUUAUCUAGAGCAUGCUGGUGUGGAUCAUAUUCAGAAGCACUUUGAUUUUUUUGAGGAAGAAGCUCGAUCAUUGCUUGCUUUGGGUCUUGCAAUCCCUGCGUAUGAUCAGCUCCUGAAAACAUCACAUGCUUUUAACAUCUUAGACUCCAGAGGCUAUGUUGGGGUAACAGAGCGUGCUCGAUAUUUUGGUCGGAUGCGUAGUUUAGCUCGUCAAUGUGCACAGCUGUGGUUGGAGACAAGGGAGUCCCUUGGACAUCCAUUGGGUGUUGUUUCUGAACCUGUUCAUCAAGCAUGUCCUAAAGGGCUUGUGGAGACAGCAGCCAGGAGGGUGCAAGAUGAUUCAAGGUUAUUUGUUCUUGAAAUCGGCACUGAAGAGAUGCCUCCUCAGGAUGUAGUCGAUGCAAGCCAGCAACUGAAAGAUUUGAUGUUGCAGUUAUUAGAUAAGCAAAGAUUGCACCAUGGAGAAUUGCAAGCUUUUGGCACACCUCGUAGACUGGUGAUUUUUGUUGAGAAUCUUUCCACCAAACAAGAGGAGAAUGAGGUUGAGGUUCGAGGACCUCCUGUUUUAAAAGCAUUUGAUGAAAAAGGAAAUCCUACAAAGGCUUGUGAGGGUUUUUGCCGUAGAUACUCUGUAGCACUGGACUCAUUGUAUAGAAAGGUUGACGGGAAAGCAGAGUAUGUUUAUGUUCGUGUAAAGGAGUCAUCUCGACUUGCUUUGGAGGUUUUGUCUGAGGAUUUGCCAAAUGCCAUUGUAAAAAUAGCAUUUCCAAAGUCAAUGCGUUGGAACUCACAGGUUAUGUUUAGCAGACCCAUUCGUUGGAUUUUGGCCCUACAUGGAGAUGUAGUUGUGCCAUUCACAUUUGCUGGAGUUUUGAGUGGGAACAUGUCUUAUGGUCUCCGUAACACUCAUUCUGCUACUGUGAUGGUAGAAAGUGCAGAAACUUAUGCUGUUCGGAUGAGGAAUGCUGGGAUCACUAUUGAAAUUGAGGAUAGAAAGAAAACAAUUUUAGAGCAAUCUAGUGCAUUGGCCAAAAGUGUAAAUGGACAUGCUGUUAUUCAGGAGGGCUUACUUAAUGAGGUUGUAAAUCUAGUUGAGGCACCUGUUCCAGUCCUUGGGGAAUUCAAAGAGUCCUUCUUAGAACUUCCAAAAGAUCUUUUAACCAUGGUCAUGCAGAAACAUCAAAAGUAUUUUGCAUUGAGUGAUGAGAAUGGGAAGCUAUUGCCAUACUUCAUUGCUGUGGCAAAUGGAGCAAUUGAUGAGAAGGUAGUAAGAAGGGGAAAUGAAGCCGUACUAAGAGCUCGUUAUGAAGAUGCUAAGUUUUUCUACGAGAUGGAUACAGGAAAAAGGUUUUCAGAGUUCCGAAACGAACUGAAGGGGAUCCUUUUUCAUGAGAAGCUAGGAACAAUGCUGGACAAGAUGAUGCGAGUACAAGAUAUGGUUACCAAGCUAAGCUUGGCACUGAAAAUUGAUAACAAUGUACAUCACAUUAUCCAGGAUGCUGCAUCACUUGCUAUGUCAGAUCUUGCUACUGCUGUUGUUACAGAGCUUACAUCCCUUUCUGGAAUAAUGGCUCGUCAUUAUGCUCUUAGAGAUGGCUAUUCAGAGCAGAUUGCAGAGGCUUUGUUUGAGAUCACUCUUCCCAGAUUUUCUGGAGAUAUACUUCCAAACACUGAUCCAGGAAUAGUGUUGUCCGUUGCUGACAGAUUAGAUAGCCUUGUUGGCUUAUUUGCUGCUGGUUGUCAGCCUAGUUCUAGUAAUGACCCAUAUGGCCUGCGAAGAAUCUCAUAUGGUCUUGUCCAAGUGUUGGUCGAAAAAGAUAAAGAUCUGGACUUAAAACAAGCUUUGCAACUAGCUGCUGAUGUCCAACCUAUUAAAGUAGAAGCUGGUAUUGUAGAUGAUGUACAUCAAUUUGUCACUCGGAGAUUAGAGCAAUUUCUGGUUGAUAAGGGAAUAAGUCCGGAAGUGGUUCGUUCCAUCCUUGCAGAAUGUGCAAAUUCGCCUUGUCUGGCAGCAAAGUCUGCACAUAAAAUGGAAGCAUUGUCAAAGGGCAAGCUUUUCUCAAAGGUUGUAGAAGCUUAUUCUCGCCCAACUAGAAUCGUCCGUGGAAAGGAUGUAGACUCUGAUAUUGAGGUGGAUGAAUCUGCCUUUGAGACAAAAGAAGAGAAAGCUUUGUGGAGCACUUUCUUGUCAGUUAAAAGCAAAAUAUGCCCUGGUAUUGAGAUUGAUGAGUUUGUGGACACAUCAUCACAGCUCAUACAACCGCUUGAAGAUUUCUUUAAUAAUGUCUUUGUUAUGGUGGAAGAAGAAAAAAUCCGGAACAACAGGCUUGCACUGCUAAAGAAAAUUGCUGAUCUUCCUAGAGGUAUAGCCGACCUUUCAGUUUUGCCAGGAUUUUGAGUUUUAGCAACCAAAGAUUUAUAUUUUUCUUUGUAAAUUAUCAAAAGCAGAGAAGUAGAGGAAACAAAACAAACUAAAUCUGAAUGAUACAAUUGUUUUUGCCGGCCUGUAUAUUUUAACUUUCAUUUGUAGAGUUACUUUAUAUUAACUUGUAAAAAAUUCUAUUACAUUUAUUACAAAUAAUGUAAUUUAUUUGUAAUAUUUUAUCAUUUAAUAUCGAAUUAAUGUUUUGAUU
Molecule: messenger RNA, 3673 nt
Organism: Ziziphus jujuba (common jujube)
Lineage: Eukaryota; Viridiplantae; Streptophyta; Magnoliopsida; Rosales; Rhamnaceae
Product: glycine--tRNA ligase, chloroplastic/mitochondrial 2
Exons: 36
Coding region: 223-3438 (1071 amino acids)
Biological process (GO): glycyl-tRNA aminoacylation; arginyl-tRNA aminoacylation
Cellular component (GO): chloroplast stroma; cytoplasm; mitochondrion
Molecular function (GO): ATP binding; glycine-tRNA ligase activity; arginine-tRNA ligase activity
Source: RefSeq, a predicted model, not a curated record